AUGGAUGACGAGAUCACAAGCGACACUCAGGCGCCCAAGAGCCGCUUCAGGCAGGAGGUGCCGCCCGACCUGCGACGAGUGCUCACCCGGAAGGCUCCCAUCUUGAACUUCCUGCAUGUCUCCUUCGCACGACCUCUCUUCUACACCUCCAGGAGGAUACGAAAGAUCAUCUCUUCUCAUGUCAGCAUUCGGGUGCACUUGGCCGUGGCGGUGUCUGAGACGGCCGCCGAGUUGGAGGACGCUCGACGACGGAUCCAGCAGUGCCGGGUCCGCGUGCUGCAGGAGCGGAUGACUGGCCCCUUGCCUAUCUAUUUCCGAUGCGCUUCAUGUGAUUUGCCCCUGCAGCAAGAGACUCUGAUGCGGAAGCUUCAAGUCCUUGCACCAUUUGUUUGCUGGGAGGAAUGCCGAGAGAUGAGCUUUACCUGCCGCACGGAGCACAUCCCCUCGUUGGACCCUUCUUUGCAACCGACCCUGGUGGCCGUCUACGGCUGUCAGCCCUGGACGCUGGAAGGGCUGAACGAGGUCACAUAUAUGGAGAUCACUCUGUCGCAGAUUUGCAGUUUGCCUGCCAAUACAUCAUUCCCAUCAAUUACUGCUGUCAAAGUCUUUGCCAGCGACCCGGCAGCCGCCGCGGAUGGUUCGCUCCUGCGGAUCUCAGGCACUUUCCCCAAGCUUCAGCAGCUGCACUUGCACAUGCGUCCCAACCUGCUACCGUCGAUGUGCCUCUCGAAUUUUGUGGCCAGCGCAGACUUCCGAAUCACCUUUGAAGUGCUCCCAGGAACGCCAUUAGGUGAGGGUGUGGAGGGCAGCUUCUUUACAGCAGCGAACCUGCUGAAGAUGCCCUUCUCCUGCGAAGGAGGCAUGUUCCAGCGUCUGCAAAGGUUGCAGAUGGACCUGCUUCUGCGAACAGGCCUCCAGCCCUUCGCUGGCGUUUUGCGCGCGGCGCCCUGCCUCAAACGCCUGGGCACCAUUUCACUGCCCUUGUUCCGGUUGCUGGAGCCGGCACAGAAGGAUGCCUUCAAAUUGGAGGAGGUGGUGCUCGCCAUGGAGAUUGAGGACUGCUUGAGCCUCUUCAACAUGUUGGUGCCGCUGUCUAUGACUGGGAACCGAUGCACUCUUCGGAGGCUCUCAUUGCACCUUCAGGCUCCGGAUGGCUUGCUGCCACCCAAGGAGGAGGUCGAGGGCUUCCUUUGCUCCGGCUUCUUGUGUUUGUCUGAGUGCCUGGCAGAGCAGAGCUUCAUCCACUUCACACAGAGUCAGGAGCAGCUCGUGGAGACCGUCUUCUUCCAGCUGCCCUUUGCGGCCCCGGAGUUCUUCUCGGCGGACUUCGCCAGCUGCGGACCCCAAGGGCCCACCUCGACGCCCCUCAGCAGGCCUUUGCAGCGCAUGGAUGCGCUCCCUGAGCAGCGGCCCUCCGGCACCCUGAUCUCUGGGCGCCUACGGCCCAGCAUGGCAGAGUUGGCCUCGCAAAGGCCGCAGAGGCACAACCUGCAUGCAGUGCUGCCCGAGGGCAUGCAGCUGAAACUGCUUCAUGUGAUCGAUAGUUUGGGCAGCUGGAAGGAAGAGAUGGGCUUCCGGACCUAG
Molecule: messenger RNA, 1584 nt
Organism: Durusdinium trenchii
Lineage: Eukaryota; Dinophyceae; Suessiales; Symbiodiniaceae
Source: the annotation of a GenBank genome assembly